CACAGUUCCCUUCAUCUCUUCUACUACCGCCACUCGGCAUUCAUCUACUAACACAGUAACACUCUUACGGUUCCGGGCUUCGGCCACCACACCCAUCCCUUUCAAUACUAACAGUGAAGUCCAAAGUUUUCUUGUUCUUUGCUCUAUAAGUAUAGCAGAAGUCUUUUCUGUUUUUGGAUGCAGCAGAGAGGCAAAGCUUGCAACAGUAGAUCCCGCUCCUUCUCUAGAUCUCGCCUCGCCGUUGAGGGCGGUUGAGGCUUUUCAGUCCGCAUUGCUUUUCCCGGUUUUUUGGAUUUUUUUUACCUCUUUACAGCGAUCGUUCAAUCAGCCAUGGCAGCUUUUCAAGGAGAAGAGCGUGAGGUUCAGAAGAGUUACUGGAUUGAGCACUCCUCGGAGCUGACCGUGGAGGCCAUGAUGCUUGAUUCUAAGGCUGCUGAUCUCGACAAAGAAGAGAGACCAGAGGUGCUUUCCAUGCUUCCUGCAUAUGAAGGGAAAUCUGUGUUGGAACUAGGUGCUGGUAUUGGGCGUUUCACCGGUGAAUUAGCUCAAAAAGCAGGCCAAGUUAUAGCUAUGGACUUCAUUGAAAGUGUAAUUAAGAAGAAUGAAACCAUCAAUGGGCACCUUGGAAAUAUCAAGUUUAUGUGUGCUGAUGUAACCUCUAAAGACUUGAAUUUCUCAGAUGAGUCUAUAGACUUAAUAUUUUCCAACUGGCUGCUCAUGUACCUUUCUGACCAAGAGGUUGAGAGCCUAGCAGAGAGGAUGGUGAAAUGGCUGAAAGUUGGUGGGUACAUAUUCUUCAGAGAAUCAUGCUUCCAUCAAUCUGGAGAUCACAAGAGAAAGAACAAUCCAACUCACUAUCGAGCUCCUGGAUUUUAUACAAAGGUCUUCAAAGAAUGCCAUUUGAAUGUUGGUAAGGGAAAAUCCUUUGAACUCUCUCUUAUUGCAUGCAAGUGCAUUGGAGCUUAUGUCAGAAACAAAAAGAAUCAAAAUCAGAUUUGCUGGGUAUGGAAGAAGGUUAGUUCAGAAGGUGACAGGGGAUUCCAGCGCUUCUUGGAUACUGUCCAAUAUAAAUGCAGUGGUAUAUUGCGAUAUGAACGAGUUUUUGGACCAGGCUAUGUGAGCACAGGAGGGCUUGAGACAACAAAAGAAUUUGUUGCGAAAUUGGAUCUCCAGCCUGGGCAAAAAGUGCUAGAUGUUGGGUGUGGCAUUGGUGGAGGUGACUUUUACAUGGCUGAGAACUACGAUGUCCAUGUAAUCGGCAUUGACCUGUCCACCAACAUGAUCACUAUUGCCCUCGAGCGUGCUAUUGGCCUUAAGUGCGCUGUUGAGUUUGAGGUUGCUGAUUGCACUAAGAAAACGUAUCCUGAUGCCACCUUUGAUGUCAUUUACAGCCGUGACACCAUUCUUCAUAUUCAAGACAAACCUGCACUUUUCAGGUCAUUCUACAAAUGGUUGAAGCCAGGGGGCAAAGUCCUCAUUACUGAUUACUGCAAAAGGUCUGGACCUCCCUCAGAAGAAUUUGCAGCGUAUAUUAAGCAAAGGGGUUAUGACUUACAUGAUACAGAAGAAUAUGGCCAGAUGCUCAGAGAUGCUGGUUUUGAAGAUGUGAUUGCAGAGGACCGAACCGAUCAGUUCAUGAAAGUGCUCAAGAAGGAGUUAGAUGCUGUGGAAAAGGAAAAAGAAGCAUUUAUCCAAGACUUCUCGGAAGAGGACUACAAUGACAUAGUUGGAGGCUGGAAGUUGAAGCUCACCCGAACUUCAUCUGGAGAGCAGAGGUGGGGAUUGUUCAUUGCCAAGAAGAAGUGAUCAUUCUCGGAGAGCAGUAUUAGUUUUUGCUUGAACUACGGUUGCAAUAAUUUGAGUGACUAUUUAUGUUUGGCAUGUUAAAAAGAAUGUUGGCUAUUACUAUAUCAUAAUUUCUUGUGUACUAUAUUGCUUCAAGAAUAAUUCUGUUCAUCAUUGAAACA
Molecule: messenger RNA, 1967 nt
Organism: Ipomoea nil (Japanese morning glory)
Lineage: Eukaryota; Viridiplantae; Streptophyta; Magnoliopsida; Solanales; Convolvulaceae
Product: phosphomethylethanolamine N-methyltransferase-like
Exons: 12
Coding region: 331-1806 (491 amino acids)
Biological process (GO): phosphatidylcholine biosynthetic process
Molecular function (GO): phosphoethanolamine N-methyltransferase activity
Source: RefSeq, a predicted model, not a curated record